Messenger RNA from Zymoseptoria tritici IPO323, 585 nucleotides. RefSeq lists its product as uncharacterized. NCBI's taxonomy places the organism in Eukaryota, Fungi, Ascomycota, Dothideomycetes, Mycosphaerellales, Mycosphaerellaceae. The transcript has a single exon. The annotation marks the transcript as partial. The record is from RefSeq and is a predicted model, not a curated record.
CCCGGAUGCAUUUGCAUAGGUUGUCCCAUGUGUUGGCCCGGAUUCGGCGCCAUGCCCGGAUGUCCAUGUUGCAGUCCUGGGUGUACACCGGGCGUAGGUUGGUAUGCGGCCAUCAUCUUGCUUCACCGUCCUUUAUGCGCUCCGUGUGUCCAAGACAAGACCAAGUGCGGGUAUCAGCCCUGCCAAUCGCGUCUUCACGAUCGCAACGUCACGCCGCCGGCCGGCAACUGGUCGAACAGCAGUCUCAGUCGCGAGGAGCAAUGCAUAGGAUGGUGCGAAGCUACACCGGGACUGAUAUUGGCAUCAGUGGUCCCGACACGUGCACUUCUCAGCCAAAAGGACUGCUCGGAUGGCGGGGUCGUUUCCACUGUGCGACAGGCAAGGUCGUCGCAGCACAGCGUGAAUUCUCCAAGUCACGAUGGGCCCUCGAGGGCGGAGAUGCGGCGUGGUUUGGAUAAGGUAGCGGGUGGAGGACAAUCACGCGCGAGUCCCGAGCGGCAGACAGUGUGGGCCGAACGUCGCAAAUCGCCGGAGGUCGCGGUCAAGUUUCGAUCGCUCGGACUGGGAGGUGAGAAGGCUGAGCUU